This is a messenger RNA of Mugil cephalus (flathead mullet), 5326 nucleotides long. It is a transcript of the gene agpat2, whose product is annotated as 1-acylglycerol-3-phosphate O-acyltransferase 2 (lysophosphatidic acid acyltransferase, beta). Bases 479 to 1291 code for a protein of 270 amino acids. Lineage: Eukaryota; Metazoa; Chordata; Actinopteri; Mugiliformes; Mugilidae. Gene Ontology annotation, molecular function: 1-acylglycerol-3-phosphate O-acyltransferase activity. Gene Ontology annotation, biological process: phosphatidic acid biosynthetic process. Gene Ontology annotation, cellular component: membrane; endoplasmic reticulum. The transcript has 6 exons. The record is from RefSeq and is a predicted model, not a curated record.
CACAUUAGUUUGACAUGAAAGAACCCCCUAAAGCUCUGACCCUGUCGCUCUAGAAAGGGUUAAUAAUAUUUAGCUGGUGACAUUUGACAUAGUGGCCAAAACCGGAAAUGGAGAAGAAGAAAAAAAAACACACACACACACACACACACGCACACACACACAACGGAUGACGAUCGACUUGACUCCACCUCAUGAUACCAUUUAGCAACAGAUGAGCGACGCUUCAUGCUCAUUUCGUGCAGCCAGAGUCAAGCGCUGCCAUCGCCGGUGUGUCCUCCUGACAGGAAUACCCCCCUCCACCCUCCCCGAGUGUGUGAUGUUUGUCGGGGUCGCUUUGCGCCCCACCUCUCCUCUACCUUAGCCGGGCAGGCUGGCUGGCUGGCUGGCUGGUUUCCUCAUCCAACCCCGAGCGUGUGUUACUGCUGGAAGGCGAGAGUUUUUCUCUCCCCCCUUCUUCCCCCUCCCUUCUCUCCUCGCUAUGGAUGUGCUGUGGAUGUUGCCGCUGCUGCUGAUUCCGCUCCUGAUGUGGACCAGCAGCACGUUUGUUUUCUAUUUCAAAAAGUGCUUUUACGUGGCCUACAUGAUGUGCCUGGCGCUGGUCGCGAUCCCCCUGUGCAUACUGAAGAGCGGGGGCAGAGACGUUGAAAACAUGAGGAUCAUCCGCUCCUUGGUUCGUCAUGUCAAGUAUUUCCUGGGUCUUCGUUUCGAAGUGAGCGGCUUGGAGCAUCUGCAAACAGAGGGUCCUUACGUCAUCAUCUCCAACCACCAGAGCUCCCUGGAUGUUUUAGGUUUGAUGGAGAUUUUACCAGACCGCUGCACCAUGAUAGCCAAGAAGGAGCUGGUCUACGCUGGCACGGUGGGUCUCACCUGCUGGCUGGGGGGCAUCGUCUUCAUCAACCGCAAGAAGACGAGCGAUGCCAAGAGCGUCAUGGCGGACGCUGCCAAAACCAUGUUGGACGACCAGAUUCGUCUGUGGGUGUUCCCAGAGGGAACGCGUAACCAGAACGGCGACCUGCUGCCCUUCAAGAAAGGUGCUUUCCACCUGGCACUGCAGGCACAAGCCCCCAUCAUACCCAUCGUCUUCUCCUCCUACAGGAACUUCUACCUACGGAAAGAAAAGCAGUUCAACUCGGGGACCAUCACGUUGAAGGUCCUCCCGAAGAUCGAGACGAAGGGGAUGACGUCGGACGACGUGGGGACCCUGUCCGACAAGUCCUACAACGUGAUGCGCUCGGCCUUCCUGGAGAUCUCCAACUCCGUAACCCAUAGCAACGGGCCCGUAAAGCACUGAACAGUCACCAACACCCCAACCCCUUCCCCCUCCCUUCCCCACCACCACCACCACCACCACCCCCCCUGCCUCUUUUCUCCGCCCCAUCCGAGACCCAUUCUUCCACCACACACUUUUUUUGCGCCGCGCCACCCGCCGCCCACAGGUUUCGUCCCGUUACCUGGACAGGACACGACAUGACACCGGCCUCUCGUCAUGAAACCUCUUCGUCGCCUGACCAUACAGCACAGUCAGUCCUGACCCUCACUGUGUCUGCAGCAGCACCGGCGAGCAGCAGCAGCAGCAGCAGCAGCAGCAGCUCUGCGCGCCGUGAGCGGAGUGACGGACGGCGAGCCCAGCAGUAUGGAUGUGCGUCGUUCACUCAUGCAUGCCUUUUUUGGAUGGCUCUGUCCACCAUUCAUCUUUGCUUUGGAACGCCUGGCUUUGUUAUUAUCUAUACUUUAUAACCGUCUUUUUUUUUUUGGUACUUUCUUCUGCCUUUUUUUUUUUUUUUUUUUUUAAAUUUUAUUUUCAGUCUGCCUUCUGUUUGGCUUCUCUCUUCAUAAAUGUCAGUGGAUAUUUAUGUUUUCCUCUCGUGCUGCCUUGGUUUCGGUGGAUGCUUGCACACACACACACACACACACGAACAGAAAAGUACCCCAUCUCCUUCCUUCCUUCCUUCCUGCCUUCCUUCGCUUUUAGUGCGUUCUCCCCUUUCUGCAUUCCAGUCUGUUGCCUAAAGACAAACAGAGCGGGGUCUCCACGAGCGCGUGGAGGUGAGAGGUCGACGCCGGUCGUCCACUGACUCCUCCGGCUCCGUCGCUGCGAACACGACUCUAUAUCCACGUUGGCUCCUCGACCCGGUGACCGAUAGCUCCACGACGUGCUCCAUGAUGUCAGAAAGCCGGGAACGCGAGGGUAGACGAUGUAACAAUAGCGCCCAUCUGUACCGAGUUAACGGACUUCAGCGAGCAGAUUUCAGUGUCGUGUGUUGUUGGUGUAUCUUCGUGCUUUCUUUCAGUUUCCAAAAACAAACAAACAAACAAAAAAAAAAACUGAGCAGCAAGUGUCUUCUCGCUUAUAUUUAUUUUCACAUCAUCAUUAUUAUUUCAUUUUUUAUUUUUUUUUUCGGAAAGAAGCUAUUCAACAUGUGUCAAAAAAAAAAAAAAAAAGGUGACUUCAUGAAGUGCAAUGUCCAACUGUUUCCAAGUGCGAGCCGCCUGCUGUGCCAUGUGCUUUUUCUUUCCUUUCUUUUUAUUAUUAUCUCGCUGUGACGUUCUUGUUAAUGAGUCAUCCGCCGCUUGACUACUACCAAUGACAGGAAACGGUUCUUGCUGUGAGGACGAGGGUAAAAAACGUGUGAAUAACUGUGAAAUUAUAUGUUUUUUUUUUUUGUUUUUUUUUACUUAAUCUGAUUUUAUACGCUCCGAUUAUCCUGGAUGAUUCACCAACAGCCCUGACGAAUCUACAUGUCAAGAAGAGUUCAGCGACGGUGCACGACAGGCCGAAGGUUUGGAAGCAACAUCCAAUCUGUGCAUUAGUUUGAGAGUAACUUAUCAGAAGACACUUUUACUUAUUUUAAUUGUCGGGUAUUUGAGUUUUUUCUGCUCAGACUUUGCUUCCUUUAAAGUCACCGAGGGAUAUUUGUAGACGGACUCAAAAGCCAAAGAGUUAAAGUGAACAAUACAAACUGUGAUUUCCUUUUAAAUUUUUAUGUUAUUUUUUUACUUUUAAACUGAAGUUGUGACUCGUGCAAAUCUUCUCGCCCCUAAAACUAAGCCUUUUCUUGUCUUUUGGUAACAUGUUUGUUCACCUAAAGGUAAACGGAGGAAAAAUGGUUCAUAUCAACAAAAGCAAAGUCUGAUCGUGCAGUAAAAAUAUCCUAAAAUACGUAGGACUCAUGCUGGUUUUUAAGAAAGGGAACAGAAACUAGAAGUUGCUUCCAAACUUUUGGUCUGUAGCGUACUUGUUGAAUUGACUGAUUUUAUUUUAUUAUAUAUAUUUUUAAGUUGUGAGUUAUUACCCCGUAGAAGGAUUAUCUAAAAUGUUUUUUGGCCUUAAGUUUGAUCGGUGGUUGUCGUUGCACUUUGGAAGGUUUACUAAUGUUUUGUUUUACAUAUAUACUGACAAUAACGGCUAACCACGUAGAACUGACUGAACUUAUUAUUAUUAUUAUUUUUACAUCCAGGUCUGAGGUUUUCGCUUUACUCUGUAGAAUCACUGACUUUUUCCCCCCAUCUGAGAAUGUAUUUCAGCGUUUUGUUACUAAUAUUUUCUCUCUUUAGUAAAAAAACAAACAAAACGGGAGGUUGUCCCACUUUCUUAACUGAAGAAAUGUAUUUAUUUGAGCGUAAACUGGCCCUGUUUAAAAAAAGAAAAAGAAGAAGAAGCUCUGAUUGCCAAUAAAUAACGUCCUCUAAGCUCUAUUGGAAUAUUUGAUCAGCUACUGCUGUUUCAGAACCAUGAACAGCUCCUCUGUUUUUUUUUUAUUUUUAUAAUUUUUUUGUGUGUUUAUCCUAAUUUGGGACUAGAAAGCUGAAAAGCCUCUUACAUCAGUUAUUGAUUCAUCUCCGCGCUGACGUUUGAACAUUAAAGCUCAGAAUAUAUCAUUUAACCCUGAAAACACAAACGAACGCGUUAAUGUCGACAAGAAAAAUGUAACAAAGGUUGAACGGAGGCGCCUCAUUAGUCAGAAGCUCCUCGUGCUCAUGACAGAACUACACACAGCCUGCUCACGUUCAUGGAUUUCAUUUGUUAAUUGUUGCCACAAGGGUAAAAUGUCCACAUUUUCUUUUACGUCUGUUCCCGCAGUUAUCCAGAGUGGUUGUUGUUUUUCUGAAUGAAUGAAGCAAGAGGACAUCGGUUGAGUCGUGGGUGGGGGACAAGCACUUAGAAUAAAGAGGUCGCGGCCGAUGUGUUUUCUGUGCGUUGGCACCUGAAUUCAAACGUAGAAGAAUGAAGAUGCCAGGUGUGAACAGGGUCCUAGGAUGACGCACAUCUCGUGUGAACUGACUUGAUCUGUACGUUUGCACUGAGCCUGUGCGCUGCUGUACGGUCGGUUUCCUGCUUUAGAAACAUGUGAAAGUCAGGAGGACUAUACGCCCCGAUUACUAGUACUACUUCUAAUUAUAUUAAUAAUAAUGAUAAUGAUAAUGACUGAUCUAAUUAUGUAUUUUUUUUUUCUUAGUUUAAAUAUAUUUAUUGUCUGUAAAAGCAGAUUUUUACCUUUUGCAGCAAGCGGUUCGAAUGUUUAAAAUAAAAUUUAAAAAAAAUCUACCAUAUUGGUUUCUUCCAAAAGUAAUAAUAAUAAAUUUAGUUACUGGAAUGUUUGAUCCGUUAACUCCUGCUCUUUUUUUCUUUCUUUUUUUUUCUUUUUUUUUUUUGUAAUCCAAAUGUGUGAUUUAUAAGCUCCAAACAGGCUUUUGCUACUUUUUUUCCCUUCUUCUUUUGUUGUUGACUCCCCAAGUCUUCUCGACCUUAUUAAAAGCACUUUUUCAUGCUGAGUUAAGGCGAAGGGGGGAGGGGGCGAAAAAAAAAAGAUAAAAUAAAUAAUUUUUCUUCUGAUUUUCACCAAAGCUAUUAAAGUGUCAUUUAGAUAAAUGUGAGGAGCAGAGAGCUGACGUCCUGCUGAGCCUCGUGUGUGUCGGCGAGUGUGUGGUCCUUUUACUGUACGAGUGUGUGUGUGUGUGUGUGUGUGUGAGAGAGAGAGAGAGAGUAUACGCACACAUGGUCCAGACGCCCGAUCUAGCAUCUGAUCUGAAUAUUGACGAUGUGGUGUUGUUGAUCUCACAUAUUCUGGGUACAUGUGAAUGCCUUGCAGCAGAAGAAUAAAUAAAACUUCAUUUGUUUUUUCUUUGGUUCUGAAAUUAUUACUUGAGGAAAUGUUUAAUAAGAUAUUUUCUGAAUGUCCUCGACACGUUUGAGUCGGAUCGAGAGGCGCGGGUGUGAACCUUUGGUAAUGUGCUCAACGGGAAUCUGUUUGCUCCUAUUAACCGUGUAAACACUCGAAUCUGAUCGUUUCUCUCUGGUUGGAAUAAACUGGUUCUAUCUCAAACU